Messenger RNA from Anopheles maculipalpis, 2715 nucleotides. RefSeq names its product vam6/Vps39-like protein (gene Vps39). Gene Ontology annotation, cellular component: cytoplasm; membrane. NCBI's taxonomy places the organism in Eukaryota, Metazoa, Arthropoda, Insecta, Diptera, Culicidae. Gene Ontology annotation, biological process: vesicle-mediated transport; endosomal vesicle fusion; autophagy. The transcript has 7 exons. The coding region runs from base 10 to 2715 and encodes 901 amino acids. The record is from RefSeq and is a predicted model, not a curated record.
GGCACCAGCAUGCAUGAUGCGUACAUUGUGUAUCCGCCGGAGAAAAUCUCCGUGCAAAUAGAAUCGAUGACGGGGUUUGAUAACAAGCUCAUCCUCGGCACCAGACAGGGCCACCUGCUGAUGUAUUCGUUCGAGACGAACGCGGAAACGAACAAGCUCGAUCUGCAACUGCUGCAGUACGAUAAGAACUUUAGCAAAAAGCCUAUCACGCAGAUCGACGUGAUACCGGAGUACACGCUGCUGUUCAGCCUGACGGACGGAUUGCUGAAUGUGAACGAUUUCAGCCGGCACGGGUUUCCACUGAUCCAUUCCGCCCAACGUACGAAGGGUGCGAAUGUGUUUGCGUUGGACAUUAAGCGAUCGAAAUCGUUGACGAGCGAAAUCAAGAUCGUUUGUCGGGUGUGUGUGGCCGUCAAGCGAAAGCUGCAGUGUUACUACUGGAAGCAGCACGAGCUGCUUUCCAUGGACAGUGAGAUCGAUUUGAACGAUGUCCCGAAGACGGUGGCGUGGAACAACAACUUCAUCUGCGUCGGAUACAAGACGGAGUACGUGCUGUACGAUAUGUCCGCUUCACAGCCCCGUAAAGUGGACCUGUUUCCGACGAGCUCAUCCAAAACCAUUGAACCAUGCAUUACGCUUAUCGAGGACAGUGUGUUUGCGGUGGUAAAGGAUGAGUUUCUCAUCACAAUCUACACGGAAAAGUAUCGGGUCGAAGAUCGGGAUGGACCGAACAGUAUGUCGGGUUCGGUAAAGCCGGCCGAAGCACUCGCCUCGGUAAAGGCCGAUGCGGCCAAGCGAACGAUGAACCUCAAAUCGCUGAUCUGGAGCGAACCGUUCCAGUGUUUGGUGUGGGACGAACCGUACGCCGUGGGGCUGAUAAACGAUGCGAUCGAGGUGCGCGUGUUUGACAAUGUCCAGGAGAAGGGCACACUGAUACAAACCAUUCCACAGCUGCAAAAGGCACGGUUUCUGGUGCGUGGCAAGCAGGGCCUUUUGUAUGCAGCUUCCGUCUCCCAUUUGUGGUGCAUUCAGGCGGUAGAAAUUUCCAAACAGAGGGAACAUCUGCUGCAGGAAGAAAACUUUCAGCUAGCGUUAAAAUUAACGCACAUUUCCGACGAAAGUCCCGAAUUUAAGGCAACCAAAAUCAACGAAAUCCAAACCCGCCACGCGUACAAUCUGUUCGUGAACAAACACUUCCGCGAAUCGAUGCAAGAGUUUGCCCAGCUCGAUACCGAUCCGAUCGAUGUGAUACGCCUGUUUCCGGAUCUGCUGCCGGACAGUGGCAAAAACAAGCUGAGCCACUAUUCCGACAAACCGGCCCCGGUGCUGGACGAGAAGGAGCUGGAAAAUGCGAUCCUUGCGCUGAUCGACUAUCUGGCCGAUAAGCGAUUCCCGCUGCGGAAGCUUGGCACAAAGACGGGUGCCGAGGGUCCGGUGGAUAAAAAUAUGUCCGCACUGCUCGCUAUCAUCGAUACGACGCUGCUCAAGUGUUAUCUACUCACGAACGAUUCUUUGAUUGCUCCCGUGCUGCGGAUGAACCACUGCUAUCUGGAAGAAUCGGAACGGGUGUUGAAGAAGCACGAAAAGUACGUCGAACUGAUCAUUCUGUAUCAAACCAAGGGACAGCAUAAGCGUGCCCUGCAACUGCUUCACACCCAGGCAGAAGUUCCCGGCUCGCCACUGUACGGGCACGAUCGUACCGUACAAUAUCUGCAGCAGCUUGGGUCCGACUGCAAGCAGCUGAUCUUUGAAUUUGCCGGCUGGGUGUUGCAAAAGCAUCCGGACGAUGGGUUGAAGGUGUUUACGGAAGAAAUGCCGGAAGUGAGAAAUCUGCCGCGGGCGGAAGUGCUCGACUAUUUGCUGAAGGACCACCGGACACUGGUCGUGCGCUAUCUGGAGCACAUCGUGAACGUUUGGAACGAGGAGAAAGCUCUCUUUCAUAACAUUCUCAUCCAGCAGUAUCGUGAGAAGCUGCUUACGCUAAAGAAUGAUAAGGAGAUCGAGAGUGACACCCAAAAGAAGGAAGCACUCGAGGAAGUUCGUGGGAAAUUGUUGACUUUUUUGAAAAAGUCUAAAUACUACCACGCGGAGAAAGUGCUGGGCGAAUUCCCGUACACGGACAUGUUUGAGGAGCGGGCAAUUAUUCUAGGUCGCUUGGGCAAACACGAGAAAGCGUUGGCAAUUUUCGUACAAAUUCUUGGCGACUUCGAGAAGGGACUGGCGUACUGUGACGACGUGUACGACGUGAACGAUCCACAAAACUGUGACGUGUACGUGACGCUGAUGAAAAUAAUUCUCACACCUCCGACCGCACCACCGUACAGCGACGUUCCACUGCAUCCACGCUGUCUCGUGCCCGAUCACGAGAUGGUGGUCAGCAUACUCGAGAAGCAUGCGGAGAAAAUUAAUCCCUACACCGCACUCCAAAUCCUACCGGACACGAUCCCACUCGUGCGCAUUAAACACUUUCUGGAGAAUUCACUCAAAUACUACCUCGAGAAGAAGCAACGGGCCCAGGUACUGAAGGGUUUGUACUAUGCGGAACAUUUGCAAAUCAUGGAGCAGAAGAUGUUGUGCGAGUCGAAGCAUUUCCUCGUGACGGAUUUGAGCGUGUGUGCGGUUUGUAAGAAAAAGUUUAGCAAUCAAAGUGCGUUCGUCCGUUUGCCGGAUGGUGUGAUAGUGCACUUUUCCUGCCAGGAUCGGAUGUUUAGUUAA